AUGCCAGCGGCUGCGGCUCGCGCGCCGGCGGCAGAGCGGCGGGGCGAAGCAACGGUGGCAGAGCGAGCGGAGCAGCGGCGGCCGAAGCAUGCCGGCAAUAGUGGGGCGGGCAGAGAGGAAGGAGGUGAGGAGGCUAGGGAGCGGGCUGAGGAGGGAGGAGACCGGCGAGGGAGCGUGGAGGCCGGAAGAGUCGUCGGAGUCAUCCCCCAGCCGCCGCCGUCGUCGUUCGAGCCGCUCCCGUCGGAGUACGAUGAGCCCAGGCUCCCCUCCACUGUCCCCUCCUCCUGCCGCCUCGAGCUCUGGUGGGCGCGGUGGGGAGGGCGAGACGGGCGCGGGCGCCGAGGUCCCGAGGACAUUGAAGAUGACGACGGCAAGCUCGGGUGUGCACGCCGACCUCCCGACGGCCCGAGAGAGAGGUAUGAGAGGAGGGCACUUCGUCGCCCUCGCCACUUCGCCGCCCUCCGCUGCGACAGGGGGGCAUGGGCGCCGUCAGGCCCGCCGGCCACCUGCUGCCUCUCCACCACGCCUGCCGCGCCCCCGCCACGCCCCCGCCACGCCUGCCGCCUGCCCCGGCACCACCACUCCCGCCGCGCCCUCUGCCGCGCUCGGCGCCCGUCCGCGCGCCGCUGCCACCGUGACAGGGGGGCAUGGGCGCCGUCAGGCCCGCCGGCCACCUGCUGCCUCUCCACCACGCCUGCCGCGCCCCCGCCACGCCCCCGCCACGCCUGCCGCCUGCCCCGGCACCACCACUCCCGCCGCGCCCUCUGCCGCGCUCGGCGCCCGUCCGCGCGCCGCUGCCACCGUGACAGGGGGGCACGAGCGCCGUCACGCCCGCCGGCCACCGGCCGCCUCUCCACCACGCCCGCCGCCUGCCCCGGCCCCACCACUCCCCGCCACGCCACCCGCCGCGCCCGUGGCCCCGCUCGCCGCCCUUCCGCGCGCCGCUACCGCCGCGACAGGAGGGCACGGGCGCCGUCACGCCCGCCGGCCACCGGCCGCCUCUCCACCACGUCCGCCGCGCCCCCGACCCGCCCGCCGCCUGCCCCGGCCCCACCACUCCCUGCCGCGCCCGUCGCCGCGCUCGCCGCCCGUCCGCGUGCCGCUGCCGUCGCGCACUGCCCGUUGACGCACGCCUGA
This is a messenger RNA of Oryza sativa Japonica Group (Japanese rice), 1137 nucleotides long. Its product is annotated as actin-binding protein wsp1-like. Lineage: Eukaryota; Viridiplantae; Streptophyta; Magnoliopsida; Poales; Poaceae. The record is from RefSeq and is a predicted model, not a curated record.